ACAUGCCCUGGCACGCCUCCCUGCUUCCCUGCCUGCCUCCCGCACGCGGCGCCCGGUGCCAAGGGCUCAAGAGAGACGGGAUAAUGCUUGCGCCAUUUCGGGGGAAAGGAUUAAUUUGGCCCGGUAAUCCUUGUCCUCUCCCGCCCGCCCGCUUCCCUCUCGCUCCCUUCCUUCCUCUCGCUUCGGGGACGGCGCCGGAGAGGGACCCGGAGAGGAACACCAAGGACCCAGAGCCAGCGUAGGAGUCCUUUUCGGAGCCAAAGUUGCCAGAGGCGGAGACGACCUGCCUUCCCGGCUGCGAGAAACAGAGAGAGAUAAGAGAGAGAGAGGAGUCUCCCAAAAGGAACCUGCGCCGCCCUUUCUCUCUCUCCAACUGAAGGAAGGGGAAGAAAGAAAGAGGGAGGGGAUCAAACGAUGAAGCGGAGGAGGACUCGUUGGGAGAAGCCGGGAAACUUUGCGGCGGGAUGCUGAGCUGGAGAGGCUGAGAGCGCAUCUCUCUCUCGGUCUCGCCUAGGCUCGUCUCGUCCUCCUCUUCUUCUUCCUUUCCUCCACCAGAUCUCCAUCAGAUCCCCAAGCCCCGGAGGAGGGGAUCCAUUCCUUCGCCGACCCCGUUAUUUCCCCCUCCCGGGCCCUGCCAUGGGCCCCUGAGGAGGCUCCGGGAGGAUGGGGCUGCCCUCCCAGUGAGCCGGGCGCCUCGCUUUCCGAGGGGGGAACCGUACAAAAGCCGCUUUCGGCCCCAGAGACGGAGGGAGGGCACCCCCGCUCGCCAUGGGUCUGGAGGGGCAGCCGGGGCCCGUGUCCAAGCCGGGGCCGCUCUUCCAGCUCAGGAAAGUUCGCAAGAGGCGCGAGAUGCUGCUGCAACAGCUGGGCUUCAUCUGCGCCAUCCUCUUCUUCGCCUGGUGCAUGGCCACCCUCCUCUCCAAGCUCGGACAAGAAUCAGCUAUUGUCGACAAAAAUGUCCUGUCAGAUUUAUGGAGGAACAGAAGAUUGAUGGCAUCAAAUAAUGAGUCAGUGAGAGAAAAGAACUGCACGGAGCCAGCAAUUCAUGAAUUCCCUGACGACCUAUUCACAAAUCAGGAAAGACAACAAGGAGCAAUUUUGCUACAUAUUAUUGGUGCUCUGUAUAUGUUCUAUGCUUUGGCUAUAGUUUGUGAUGAUUUCUUUGUUCCAUCUUUAGAGAAAAUCUGUGAGAAACUACAUCUGAGUGAAGAUGUUGCUGGAGCCACAUUUAUGGCUGCAGGAAGCUCAACCCCAGAGUUAUUUGCAUCUGUCAUAGGUGUGUUUAUCACUCAUGGGGACGUAGGUGUUGGAACCAUUGUAGGUUCAGCUGUUUUCAAUAUCCUCUGCAUCAUUGGAGUUUGUGGUAUCUUCGCUGGACAGGUGGUCCGGCUCACCUGGUGGUCUGUGUGCAGGGAUUCUGUCUACUAUACACUGUCUGUGAUCGUUCUUAUUGUGUUUAUAUAUGAUGAGAAAAUUGUAUGGUGGGAAAGCCUUAUACUCAUCAUUAUGUACACAUUCUACAUACUUAUCAUGAAGUACAAUGUGAAGAUGCAGAAUUUCUUUACUUUAAAAAGCAUGAAUGUUGGGAAUGGCAACACUGUCAACAGCGAACUGGAAGAUGGUAAUGACUCUUAUGACAUUGGUCAUGAUGACCCUUCAAUACCAUUGCUGUGGAAAGUGAAGGGGACACAACAGUACGGCCGAAGUUCCGUGGUGAUGGUCGAUGAGAUAAUUUGUUCCAGUCCUCCAAAGUACCGGUUUCCUGAAGCUGGCUUGCGAAUAAUGAUUACAAACAAAUUUGGACCAAGGACCAGGCUACGGAUGGCAAGCAGGCUCAUUAUCAAUGAGCGGCAGCGACUAAUCCAUUCGACUAAUGGCAAGCUGAUACAGAAUGGCAAACAUGAUAACAUUGAAAACGGCUCGAUACCCAUUGAUAAUCAAGGAGAGGAAACUGAACAUGUUAAUCUGUCACCAUUUUCACCUCCAGAAGGAAAAAUGGACAAACUCAAAUGGGCUCUGACCUGGCCACUGAUAUUACUCCUCUUUUUCACCGUCCCAAAUUGCAGCAAACCUCGCUGGGAGAAUCUUUUCAUGCUGACCUUCCUCUUAUCUACUGUAUGGAUUGCAAUGUUUUCCUAUGUUAUGGUGUGGCUGGUUACAGUGAUUGGUUACACCCUAGGGAUACCUGAUGUUAUCAUGGGCAUUACUUUCCUAGCUGCAGGAACCAGUGUACCAGACUGCAUGGCCAGCCUCAUAGUAGCAAGACAAGGCCUAGGUGACAUGGCAGUAUCAAAUACAAUUGGCAGCAAUGUGUUUGACAUUCUGGUGGGCCUUGGAGUUCCAUGGGGCUUGCAGACUAUGGUGGUUGAUUAUGGCUCAAGUGUUAAGAUAAACAGCAAGGGGCUUGUCUAUUCUGUUGUGCUUCUUCUAGGGUCCGUCGCUCUUACUGUUGGUGGUAUCCACAUAAAUAAAUGGAAACUUGACCGGAAGCUGGGCAUUUAUGUGCUCAGCCUUUAUGGCAUCUUCUUGUGCUUCUCGAUACUGAUAGAGUUCAAUGUCUUCACUUUUGUCAACUUCCCAAUGUGCCGAGAAGAUGACUGAAUGGAACUAUGGACAGGUGUCAUCUGGAUCCAUUGUGCUAAAAACGACAGGAGAAAUUUUACAUUGCUACCUGCUUCUUCUCCUAAUUCUCAGUGUCUUUCCUGCUUCAUCACCUUACAAGCACUUUUCUUGUACUUGGAAGGAAAACACCUGUUCCUUUGAAAUACAUGAAAGCUCAAGGCAACCAAAGCAUUUUCUUCUUCUUCUUCUUUGGAUCUUACCAUUCCAUCACGCAGCUCUGUGAAUCUCAUGCAGAACUUGCAAAAGUUCAAUGGUAUCCUCUUGUGGUGUUCAGUCUCUUUUAGGCAAGUGAUUCUCAUCAUCCAUUUUCAUAUGAAGCUUGGAAAAGAAACUCGAUAACCCAACUUUGUUAUGAUGGCCUUUGGUUUUCCAAAUAAAAGGAAAAGAGAGUGGGUCAGGACUUUUAUUUUGGCUCAUUUUGAGCAUCUUAGCCAUGGGAUUUAAUGCACUUAUUAUGAAAUGCACUACUAAGGACCUGUCUUCUCCCCUUCAAGUGCUCUGUUUAAAGAGAACUUUCACUGAUGCUGAGGAGUCUUUGGUGGUAUUCAGUAGAACAUUGUUACCCUGUUUUCGUUAUUUAAAAAGGACGACUUGAAGGACACAAAAACAAUCCCACUAAAAAGAGAGGAGGGAAUACAACACUACUGAUAUUGUCAUCCUUUCAAAAAUACUAUGGAACCGAUUAUGUGGCAAACUGGAGAUCCAUACUUGAAUAUAGCAACACAACAUUCUAAAGUUGGUGAGGAACAAUUGCAAAUAUCAAGAAUGACUAUAUAUAUAUAUAUAUACAUAUGGAAUAUUAUGCUUUUUGUUCAUAAAGUUGUGGCAGCACCACUCCGUAUACCCACCAAUUUUAGAGAAACUGAAAAUUAAAAUCUCGGGUGCUCAGUAAAUGAUUGUCAAGGUAAAUCAUUGAAGAAUGUGAGUCUAAUCCAAAUGCCUUCCAGAUUCUCAUAGAUGCACUAUGGAUUUGAAGGUGUUUUAUAUUUUCCUGUGUGCUCAUGCAUGAUUGAAUGUAUGCACGCACACAACAAAAUAUCACUGCACAAUUCCCAGUUGAUUGUUAUUUCCAUGAGCUAAAUUUAGUGUGUGUCCAGCUUCACAUUUUAGCAAAAGCUUUGGAAAACUGGGUGGCAGGAAUAUAGUAAAAUCCCUGCUGGCCUUUGAAAAACUGGAUUAAAAUAAUUAUGGAACAUUGCACAGUAUGCACCUUUCUUUCUGUCCACUGUGUUUCAGAUCAUUGUUGAUAUAAGCCUGCCUUGUUGGCACUGCAGAGCUUGGAAAAUUUACCUUUUGAGUUGUAAUUCUCAAAAUUGCUUUGUUGGUUCAAGUUGUAUUCUGAAAAACCAAUGCUACCAAGUUUUACAGAACCAAAGAGAUUAUUAUCCACAUUAUGAGAAUGACAAAGAAUGUUUUCAGCCAAUGUUGUCAUUUUUUUGAACCCCUACUCCCUGAAUUCCCUAGUUUGCAUAGGGGAUCCAAGGACGUUUAGUGCAAAGAGUCAUUUUUUUCUGAGCACUUUUCUCAGAUUGGAUUAGAAAUGUCCUAUUGAGAACUGUUGAAAAAGUUUGCAUCAACAGGGAAAAAAUCAGGACCCCUUUAACUUAAAGCAUACAAUCAAUGAUAGGGAGUAAAAUAAGGAUGUACUUGUAUAUUUAUCCAUUUGCUGUGCUCCCUUUGUCAGCACUUUAUUGUAAAGAUUCUCCUGCACCCAAAUGCACAUUAGCCUGAUCUGCAUAAAAGAGAUUGUUUCUAUUUUUGUUGGGGGAUUUUGUCAAAAGAAUGAAGUAGUUCUUAUUUUUAUUUUUUUGUCAAAGCAUAACUGAUUUGGCAGCUGUCUAGUUUUUGUAUUUUGCCAGUAUCAUAAAUUAAAUAGGCCUGCAUCUUUACAGAUGUGAUUGAGAAGAACACUGGAGCCAUAAAACAUAAACUGUAGAUGGUUUUGGACAUUGCCACAGAAGGAGGCUUUUCUCUUGUGCCGUCUGAUCCACAAUCGUGUACAUCUCCAGCCCAUGCAGCCCAUAAGCUCCAUUUGUAUCCAGAAACUGUUGCAAAAUGUACCAUUUCAGAAUUUUCCCAGGAAACGCAAAAGCAUGAAAUGCAGGUUACCUGUACCAAUAAUACAUGAUAAUGUUAGAAAUAUUUCUAAAUCACAUGCUGAAAUUGUGGUCCCAGGCAGGUUUGUCAAAAAUUUCCAUUCCUUGACUCCAUCAUAGUAUUUUUUAACAUAGACUGCUAAAUAAAAUAUAUUGGAUGCCUAAAAUAUUUUGUACCUUAAAAUACAUUUAUAUAUAUGUAGAUGCUCAAACCCCAUUAUAUACAAAUAAUGACACAAUUUUAUUGCUUUUUAUAUAUAAUGGGGUUUGAAUAUCCACAGAUUUUUUUGAUCCAUGGGAGUCCUGGAACCAAGCGCUAGCAGAUACCAAAGGCCCCAACUGAUUGGCAAAAUGUUUCUUCACAUGUCUCUCAAGGUCUUGAGCUCACUUAAGCGAAUCUGAAACAAUGAUUUCUUUCCUUGAUCAGAUUGUACUUGGUAAAGUCUGUCAACGAAGUAUAUAGCACAUUGGUGAAUUGGCGGCAAUACUAUAUGAUUCAAAGAGAUCUCUCUCUAGCAUUUAGAGUUCAGGACUAAAAUGGAGAUUUAGACUUUAUAUACAUCUUAGCUAACAUAAAACCUGAACUUUCCAGAUUCAUGUAUGCAAGACCAUUUCAUGUAUGCAUGCUUCCAUAUCAUGUCAUUCCCUGUGAACAAUGGAAUUGCAUUGCACUGAGCUGUUUCACACAUUACAUGGAAUUUGCAUUCGAUGUAGUCCUAGCUUGGCUAUUAGGGACUAAAGCUUCCAGAAUCCCUCAUGCUGUCCAGGUAAGCUAGGUGAUCCUGGAAGUUGUAGUUCAAAAACAAAUUGCCAAGCUAUGGAGUUAAGUGUACGAUAGAAUAUCUUUUAAUAUUGGAACCAGAUAUAAUAUCAAAAAAUGUUAUUUGUGAAUUGGCUCAGUAUUCAGUUGCAAGCGAAACAGAGCUAAGUAAUCACAUGAAGUGCUUGAGACAUGUGCUUGAGCCAAUCCAAUGGCAAUCGACUCUUCCAUGCAAGCAGGAGUAGAGAGUCCAAAAGGGGGGUGGGCCCUCAAGCAAACAUUUCUUAAGUUGGUCUCUUAGGUGCAUUAUUGAUUAAAAUGAUAUAGAACUGCUGAUCUCUUUCAAAAUUAUAUACAAUUUCUGAUACUGGGAAAUGUAAUGUGAAUAAAACAUUUUUUUAAAAAAAACGGAUUACUUUACUGUGAAUUGGUAUGAGGCAUCCAAGGGUUAUUUUGAAUAGUUUCUGCGUAAAGGGAGCAGCUUCUUCCUAAUCUUCAAUUGUAACAAAUAUCAGUAUUGACUAAGUGGGCAACUGACUCCAGGAAAUCAGCUUUAAUGCCGUAGUUUGUGCCAGAAUCACAGUCUUUAUUGUAUAAUUAGAACACAAGAAGGAAGGACCAUGGGCUAUAUUUCAUUUGCAUCAGACCCUUCAUUUUUGUGAGAUCAUGGUGCAUGACCCCCCUCCCUCCAAUAUGAAAACUCUUCAGCAAAUCUAGAGAGCCAACUUUACUCUUGUAAAAAAAGAAACCAAAGAAGUCCAUCUCUUAAUAUCAUUAAAGCCAAUCAACGGAACCCACACACCAUGGGGAUGGGACCCAAUAUGUUGGUCCAGUCCCCACAAUUGCAAACAGAAAGUGGAAGUGUUUCACCAAAGCAGUGCCGAUUGCUACUACUGCUGUGAUGGUAGCAUUUCAAUAUUCUUGAAAUACAGAUAUGGAACAAGUAGAACAGGUGAUUCUAGAAGUUGGUGUCUUAAGUAUCUUUUCUAGCCUCUGCAGUCCAGAAACUUUCCAGGCAGGACCCUUUCUGUCUCCUCCUCUGGUCUCAUUCUUCAUAAGACCAUCAAACUAUGUUAAAAAAUAUUGGGGUUGCUAUCUGUUGGGUAGAUGUGAUAAGUAGGUCACAAUCAUGCAACGCACAAAAGAGAAAGGCCUUUAAGAGUCAUUUCUACAUUUGUUGAAAUGCCACAAUCUGGUAAGGCAGAGUUGUAAGGGCAAAUUAUGGGAAAGGAGGCAUCAGGCACUUAUAUGGCCCUCUUCUACUCCAAAGAAGGAAAAGUGUGUGUGUGUUUGUAUCAGAAUUUCCUUCUUUUCCCCCUUUCUCUUUGUUCCAGUGCUAAAUAGGACAUCAGCUUACCAAAAAUCCAAAAAAGAAAUCUCUUUUAUUUUAUUCAGCAUUUUUGUAGAGAAGUAGAAUGAAUAUUGCUUGCAUUUUGGAGGAGUCUUGGGUUCGAUUCCAAAAAUAUAUCCCAAUGUGCUUCUAGGCUGUUUUUUUAAUCUGUUGUUAUAUAUAUUUUUUAGAGAAAAUAAUUAUUCAUAUUGUUGAAAAGGGCCUUGUAAGCCAUGUGGAUCACUCUUCUGUUUGUUGCAGGAAACCCAAAGUACCCAGUUGAACCUUCCCAUCAGAAAAUAUAGGCUGCAACAUACAUGCACACAUGAAUAUAUGACUUGCCAAAGAACAUGUACAGUUCAUAUGAGGACAAUGAUGAGCAUCAAUCAUUUAUGUUGAAGUUUCCCAUUGUAUAUUUUGAUCCAUAUGUGAAAGUCCACCACAUCCAAACCAUAAGACAGCAUUUCUUGGGGUGGGGGAUGUCGGGUAAUCUUUCAUUUGACUCAUUCCUAUGCUUGUAGAAGAUCCACAAACAUAUUUUUGCAAUAUUUUGCCAAUAAUCUCUCCAAUAAUGUUGGUCUCAAUUUGUGCCUUGUGUUCACCCUGAGACAAAUUCAUACAUUUGAGAUGAAAAGAAAUUACUGUGGGUUCUGACUUGCCUAUGGCCCACUUUCUUUUUAAUAUCAGAGACUUAUGUCCACUUCCCCUUACAAAUUGCUAAAAGAUGUUUUGCAUUCAUGUACAAGAUGGGUAAACAACAGCUGUAUUAUUACAUAAAAUUAAGUCACAAGUUCAAUUGACUGUCUAGGUAGAUGUGUUGCAUUGGUGUUGAAGUAAGACCAGGGGAAAUGCUCUUAAUGGUAUUCAGAUUACAGAUGAAAAAUACUUUUGUUUAGGAAUGCAAGUGUCUAAAAUGGAUUAAGUUUGAUCAAAACUCCAAUGAGCCACUGCACUAGUCUAGACCUUAGGUGUAAUAAUACGGUUCUCCAGAUACAGUAGAGUCUCACUUAUCCAACAUAAACAGGCCAGCAGAAUGUUGGAUAAGCGAAUAUGUUGGAUAAUAAGGAGGCAUUAAGGAAAAGCCUAUUAAAAAUAAAAUUAGGCUAUGAUUUUACAAAUUAAGCACCAAAACAUCAUGUUAUACAACAAAUUUUACAGAAAAAGUAGUUCAAUACACAGUAAUGUUAUGUUGUAAUUACUGUAUUUAUGAAUUUGGCACCAAAAUAUCACAAUAUAUUGAAAACAUUGACUACAAAAAUGCGUUGGAUAAUCCAGAACAUUGGAUAAGCGAGUGUUGGAUAAGUGAGACACUACUGUACUGUCAAACUGCUUGUCCCAGUAGCCUUAUCAGAACAAAUAGGUAUUCUGGAAGUUACAGUUUAAUAACAUCUGCUGGGCUUCCAGCCCUAUCCUAAGCUUUGGCCAAAACUCUAUUGAUAUUCCUGAUUAGAUUGGGCCCAUUGAGUCGGUGGGAUUUCUGUCAGUGUCAACUCAUUGUUCAACAGCUGAAUUAAUGGAUCUAAUAUAGAUGAGGCUCUGCAUGGGAUUCAGGCAUGUAUUUUGCUCAGACUUUUCGGAAGUAAGCAGGUUUAUCCUAUUGUAGAUAUUAUAGAGGUCGUUGCCUCAUCAAAAAUAUUUCAAAAGCAUAAUCCAGUAUGUAUGUUUGUGCUAAAAUAUAUGUGGAUAUGUACAGUUGACUUUCUGGAUCCAUGGCUUCAACCAUCCAUAGCUUUAAAAUAUCUCAUUUUACUGUGCCAUUGUAUGGAAUGGAACUUAAGCAUUCAUGGAUUUCACCAUCCAUGGUGAACCAAACCCCAGCAGAUACCAAGAGUCCACUACUUAUACUAAAAUACGUCUGCAUGCAUAUCUUAAAAAGACCUUUAAGUCACUGUUCUAUAUUGUAUGGACAAUAUAGAAGAAAAUGGUAAAUACUCAGAGUUUGGCAAAAUUACUUCUUUGGACCAUAAUGUCAAAAAUCCCAUGGCCAAAGAGGCAGAAGAGCUUCUCUUGAUUAUAUUGAAGCACAGGCAGUUUGACAAAAAGAUGGUCCCAAGCUGUUGGGGACAUUAAACAUAAGAACAUUAAAUCAACACUUUGAAUUGAGCUCAGAAGUGAAUACAAAGAAAGUGGAGCUUUUGUGUAAUCAGUGAAUAAUCCUGCCUAAUAGUACCAGUUAUAGUUGUGCAUGAGCUUUGAAUCGUUUUCAAGGGCAGCUCCAUGCACAAACUCUUCAAUGAUCUACCCCAGCGGCUGGACAGGCGGUACUGCUCUGAGGGCCCUUCCACACAGCCAUAUAAUCUAGAAUAUCAAGGUAGAUAAUCCACAAUAUCUGCUUUGAACUGGGUUAUCUGAGUCCACACUGCCAUAUAAUCCAGUUCAAUGUGGAUUUUAUACAGCUGUGUGGAAGGGGCCUGAGAGAGAUAAAUAUGGUUUGAAGGGGAGAUCACUCUGUAUGGUUCUACUCCUUGUUUGUUUCAAGUUUAGAUUUUGCCUUGUUUUAGAAUAUAGGUGUAUGAGGGAUGCAAUUACCUGCAAAAUAUAAUUCUGUUUAUUUUAGAAAUUCAUAUUCUUCCUUCUUAUACUAGCCUCAAGCAAUUGACACAUGUAACAUAAUGUGUUAUAACACGAUUGGAUCCAAAGUAAAAGUGGGAUGAAAGGAAGUAUGUGUUCUGUUCCCCCAAAUCAUUUUCAACUCUCUCUUUGAAAAAAAAUAACAUCAAGAAACAGCCUAUUGUGUAUUUCCAGUUUUCUCUCAAAAAAGAAGAGUGGAGCAGGAUUGUUAGUUUUGUGUCAUAAAUGUCUUUAAUGGUCCUGAUCCUGCAGUGGGAAUCUGCGAUGAUUUGAGCUUGGCGGUGAGCCAGCUUGGAAGAUGGCUCACCUGCGUCUUCAUUUUCGAUCGGCAUAAUUUUUCCUUCUUGCUCAUUCAUCCACCAUCACUGUCAUCAUCAUCAUUGUCAUCAUCACUGUGCCAAGUUUAUUUUCUUUUUUUAUGAUUUCUUAUGUAUACUACAGUUGUAACAAAGGUGUAGCUUAGAUUCUCCACAAUGGAUUUUUAUUUUUUAUUGUCUGGUGAGCUUUAAUACAAAAGAUGCAAAAGAAAAAGGGUUCCAUUUAUUUUCUUAGACUUUUAUAAUGAUGAUUGUACAGAAAGUUGUACUCGUAUCACUGACAACGAUUGUGAAUGUCCAAAGUGGUGUUCUUGCCCCCUCUGCAUUUUACAAUUUUUGCCAUUACCCAUUAUUCUCUGUCAAAAUAGUCUUCUUCACUAACUGAAAUUACAUGUCAAUAUUAGGUUAUUUCAGCAGAGAUUGACUUAGUUCAUUAUGAACACUGCCUAAGAAUGUGGAAAUAAAAGUCAACUCCAAAACCAUUUUACAACAAAUGAUGAAUAAUGUUUCUACCCAUAGCAAGCCAAAUAUGUUUGGCAUUGAAUUUCAUCUCCUGUACAGUAGAGGGUUUGCUUUACUACCUGAUAUCCAAAUAAUAUCCUAACGGUAUGAUGACCUUUCUAUGAGUUUUAUGAGCUAACUUUUGCUGUGAAUAGUGAGUUGGCUCACUACUUUGUCAUACUAGUCUAUGUUCUGCUUAUUUCAGUAUGAAAUACUUAUUUAAAUAUGACAAGGUAUGUAUCCAACCUGGUGUUUAUAAAUUACUAAAAGUUCUUUGGAGCUUUGCUCCUUGUGCCAUUUAAUUUGAACACAGCAAGCACGUUUUGGCUACUUAUUGGUUUUGAGUCAUUCUCAUGAAUAGACUCUGGCAAGGUUUAAUUGCAUGCAAACUCUGUUAUCAACAUCCUAACUUUUUGAGUGACCAUUUCCCCAAAAGCAGUGGUUUGCAAAGAUCAGGAAUCUGUUCCACAUUUUGUUAAGCAACCCCAGAAAGUUGCAAAGGCAAAGUACAACACGAUGCCUAUGCUGCCCUAGUGUGUCCUAGAACAGAGGUUCUCAAACUGUUCUUUUUCAGACUGGUUGGAAAUGUUCAGUAUUCCUAGUGGACCACUUAACAGCCUUUUUUUCCCUAUUGUACUAAAAAUAAUGAUGGCAUUUACAUAAGGGUCUCCCCACUCAUUAAGAGCUGGGUACAUUUUAAAAAAUCCGGAGUAUAUUAUAAAUAUCAUGGUUGCUAAGCAAUACCCUAUAUUAAUUUUUUAUCAGGAAAGCUGUGAUGUAUAGUAAUGCCAUAUUAUGAGAGCCUAUAUAUUAGUCUGCCCCUUUCUUGACUCUUCCACAAAAUGCUCCCAAACCAAUAGCAGUUGGUGGUUUCCGUGUUAGUGAGAUCUGUUAAUCUGGUCCGGGUCUAGUGUGAACUUUAAACAAGCUAUCCAAAGUGAUGAAUCCUAUCUCUAAAUCUAUCUCAGCACUUUGGAUAGCACCUGUAAAGUUUUAACAAAAACCUGGAGUGGGCUUACCACCCCACUGAUAUGGAAGACGUUGCACCCAAUGGAUUUUGAGGACCACAGUUUGAGAACCUCUGAGCUGAGACAUUCCCAACUGUCUCCUGUUCCUGGCACACUGAAGUGGAAGACAUUUGAUAUAUUGCAGGCAGAUGCCUUUUCAGGGAUGUUUGUAUACUCUUUUAAAGUCUUUUCAGCAUUUUUGACCCACUGCUCCAAAGCAUCACUGAGUGACAGUACAUUCGCUACUGAACACUACUGAGUUGUGGAUGUUGCAAAUUAUGCUUUAAUGUGCAAUACACUUUUGUUGUAUAUUCUCUGCACCGCUGUCCUGUUAUUCAAAGCACUUUCUGAAAGAAAAUUGAUUGUAAUAGAGAGCUGCUGUCAGGUACUCGAUCCCUUAAAAUACAAUAGUUGGCAGUUCUGUCAUUGCUUCUUUGUUCAUUUUGUUUCAUUCCUGCAGAAUGAAUGUAGACCUCUUAAGGUCUGUCAACACAGUUUGCUUGAAAGGCAAAUGGCUUUUGAUGUCUGAAUUUUAUCAUAAUCUGAACACAUCAAAACUUGACAUAGUCAGAUGGGAAAGGUCUACAAAUCAGACUGGUUCCCAUCAGGAAUCUUUCAUUUUGUUGUUGAAACAAGAUAAUGGCCUUUAUUUAUCAAUUAUGGGUAAGGAAAAAUGGCAUAUAUAUAUAUAUAGCACUUCUGAAAGCAGCAUUUUGUUCCCAAUGGCUAAAAUUCUCCAGCAAAGUUCUCCCUUUGUUGGGUGAGAUGAUUCAGGGAUGUUUCCAAGCAUGGAACUAACUGCUGAUCUACAUCUAUUAUCUUUCUGUUCUGGGUUGGAAGGGUGUGUGUUGUGUGCAUCCCACAAUGGGGUGUGUGGCAGUGAUGGUACCUCUUUAAGAAAAAAAGAUGUCUCUUUUUAUAGUGCUGCUGAGAGAAAGGAAAGAGAUAACUUUGUAAAUUGUAAAUUAUACAGAUCUAUUUAUCCUGUUAAUUUCUUUCAAUGACUGUGACCUUAUGCACUGUGAAUGCUCUUGUGAUAUGGGGUUCUUUGUAAAAAUCUGUAUGUCAUUAAAACAAAAAUCCACAUGUGAUAAUUUGUUACAUAAUAUUGGCAUGACCUUGAUUAUUUUUAUUGGGAAAAGGAGGAGGAAAAAAUCCAAUAGUUAAUAUGAAUGGAACUGAGGAUUUAUAUUUACAAUAAAACUAGCAGUCAGUAUUGUAAGGGAUACUUUACAACAUCAACAUAUGUACUCUGUCAAUACAAUAAAUAAGAACAACUGAA
Anolis carolinensis (green anole) is the source of this 12486-nucleotide messenger RNA. RefSeq names its product solute carrier family 24 member 4 (gene slc24a4). Gene Ontology annotation, cellular component: plasma membrane. The record is from RefSeq and is a predicted model, not a curated record. Bases 769 to 2601 code for a protein of 610 amino acids. Gene Ontology annotation, molecular function: calcium, potassium:sodium antiporter activity; calcium channel activity. Gene Ontology annotation, biological process: intracellular calcium ion homeostasis; sensory perception of smell; calcium ion transmembrane transport. Lineage: Eukaryota; Metazoa; Chordata; Lepidosauria; Squamata; Anolidae. The transcript is spliced from 17 exons.